GACGUAACAAGAAUAAAGUUAUAACAAUUAAAUAAAAACGAAUGUAAACGAGAAUGUCCAAAAAUGACAAAAAUAAAUCGGGCGGCGGCCUCUUGGAAAGUUGGUUUGGCCGCCCAAAAGCCAAAGGCAAUAACUACAGUACGGGCACAUUAUCGGGACGACCCACAUCGGCAGAUGGUGAUGCUGCCUUCGAUAUACAAGAGUUGGAAAAGACAGUACGGGCACUAAGCGACUCCGAAGUGGAUGCAAAAUUUAUGGAAAUUUUAGAAGAUAUGAACAUACCCAAGGACAAACGGGGUCCGCUUUUGGCGAAAUCGUUAACCGAGCGACAGAAAAUGAUUUUUAUGCAUUUGAAAGGUAAAAAUUCCCUGGAACAUCGAGCCAAUUCCAAAUUUGAAAAACCACUCGACUACAUAGAGUACCUGCGUAAUGGCGAACACAGUGAACCAAAAAUUUAUGCCUGCCUUGAAAGUUUACGUGUUGCCCUCACAAAUAAUCCACUGUCGUGGAUUAAGGAAUUCGGUGAGGAGGGUAUCGAUGAGAUUAUCAACUUGAUGCGACGCUGUAAAAAGGAACAACGUUCCAUGGAUCGCAUUGAACUGGAGUGUAUACGAUGCCUUAAAGCCAUUAUGAAUAAUACAUGGGGUUUAAAUUUGGUUCUAACGCCGGAUCAACAUACUGUGGUACUGCUACUGGCGCAAUCUCUUGAUCCCCGCAAAGUGACUACAAUGUGUGAAGCUGUCAAGCUACUGGCCUCAUUUUGUUUGGUACAUGAACGUAAUGGUUACGAUAAGGUGCUGCGGGCCAUAACAACGGCAGCCUCAACAUCGUACAAGUCGGGAGAACGUUUUCGACCCAUUGUCGAUUCGCUGUUUAUAUCGGAAAAACUGGAUCCACGUCGUGAAUUGGCCUGUCAUAGUUUAAUUUUCAUCAAUACCCUCACAAAUACGCCCAGCGAUUUAAAUUUCCGUCUCCAUCUGCGCUGUGAAAUCAUGCGUAUGGGUCUGUACGCGAAAUUCGAUGACUUCAAGAAAAUGGUGGAGGUGAGCAACAACGAUUCCCUGAAACAGCACUUUAAGAUAUUCAACGAGAUACGUGAGGAUGAUUUCGAGGAGUUUAUCCAGCGAUUCGACAAUGUCAUCUAUAAUAUGGAUGAUGUGACGGAUUGUUUUGAGGUUGUAAAGAACUUAGUUACCGAUACCCCUGCCGAACCCUAUUUCCUGUCGAUAAUGCAGCAUUUGUUGUAUAUUCGUGAUGACUUCUAUUACCGGCCAGCAUAUUAUCAAUUGAUUGAGGAGUGCAUAUCGCAAAUUGUCUUUCACAAAGGUUACUGUGAUCCGAAUUUCGAAAAUCGAAAUUUCAAUAUUGAUACCUCACUGCUGCUGGAUGACAUAGUGGAAAAGACCAAGGCCAAAGAGUCACAACGUGCUGAGGAGUAUGAAAAGAAAAUUGAGCAGUUGGAAAAUGCCAAACAGGAGGCUGAGGCGAAGGUGGCCCUUUUGGAGGAGAAAAUCAAGGAUAUGGAGAAGAAUGGUAUUGUGGCACAAUCGCCAAGUAAAUUACCAAAGGUGAAUAUUCCAAUGCCACCACCACCGCCAGGCGGAGCAAGAAUGCCGGGUCCGCCACCACCUCCUCCGCCACCAGGUAUGGGUGGUGGCCCAGCACCUCCCCCACCACCACCUCCACCGGGUAUGGGUGGUAUACGUGGUCCACCACCGCCCCCAAUGCCUGGUAUGGGAGGUGGUCCUCCACCACCACCAAUGCCCGGCAUGGCUGGAGGUCCCCGACCACCACCACCAAUGAUGAUGCCAAUGGCGCCGGUCUUGCCACAUGGCCUUAAACCCAAAAAGAAGUGGGAAGUUAAAAAUCCCAUGAAACGUGCCAAUUGGAAAGCCAUUGUUCCCCAAAAGAUGUCGGAGAAAUCAUUUUGGGUUAAAUGUGAAGAAGAUAAGUUGGCCUCGGAUGAUUUACUUGCCGAAUUGGCUCUCAAAUUCUCUUCCAAACCCAUAAAGAAGGAUCAAAAGGAUUCUGUGGAUAAACCCACAACGUUAACAAAGAAGACAAUUGACUUGAGAGUUUUGGAUGGUAAAUCGGCACAGAAUUUGCUAAUUCUAUUGGGUGGUUCCCUGAAGCAUUUGUCAUAUGAACAAAUCAAGAUUUGUCUGUUACGCUGUGAUACUGAUAUUUUGUCUUCCAAUAUUCUGCAACAAUUGAUACAAUAUUUGCCGCCACCAGAGCAAUUGAAGAGAUUGCAGGAGAUCAAGGCCAAAGGUGAACCUCUACCGCCCAUAGAACAGUUUGCAGCAACGAUAGGUGAAAUUAAACGACUCUCGCCACGUCUACACAAUCUCAACUUUAAGUUAACCUUUAACGAUAUGGUUCAGGACAUUAAGCCGGAUAUUGUUGCGGGCACGGCUGCCUGUGAAGAAGUUCGCAACAGCAAAAAAUUCUCCAAAAUUCUAGAAUUGAUACUCCUUAUGGGUAAUUACAUGAAUUCUGGCUCAAAGAAUGAAUUAGCCUAUGGCUUUGAAAUAUCCUAUCUAACCAAAUUGACAAACACCAAGGAUGCGGAAAAUAAACACACACUGUUACACUAUUUGGUUGAUGUGGUGGAGAAGAAAUUCCCUGACGCCUUGACAUUCUAUGACGAUAUGUCACAUGUCGAUAAGGCGUCACGUGUCAAUUUGGACACAAUACAAAAGUCAAUGCGACAAAUGAAUGCUGCUGUUAAGAAUCUUGAAACUGAUCUGCAAAAUAACAAAGUGCCACAAUGUGAGGAUGAUAAAUUCUCAGAAGUAAUGAGUAAAUUUGCUGCUGAUUGUCGACAGCAGGUGGAUGUGUUGGGUAAAAUGCAAGUACAAAUGGAAAGACUAUACAAAGAACUUGGCGAAUAUUUUGCAUUCGAUCCGGCCAAAUACACGAUGGAAGAAUUCUUUGUCGAUAUUAAAACCUUUAAGGAUGCCUUCCUUCAGGCACAUCAAGAGAUUCUGCGGCAACGUGAAGAGGAGCAAAAGAAGCGCCGCCUACAAGAGGCACGCGAACAAUCGUUGCGUGAACAAAUGGAAAGACAGCAACGUAAAUUGGCAUUGGUCGAUAUGGAUGCAGCUCAUGCCCAGGAGGGUGUCAUGGACAGUCUGUUGGAGGCAUUGCAGACUGGUUCGGCCUUCGGUAGUCGAAACAAUCGUCAACAGAGAAGACAACGACCGGCUGGAGCCGAACGUAGGGCACAAUUAAGUCGAUCGCGGUCGAGGACAAGAGUUGCACCAUCCGGUUUAGUGUCACGAGAACUGCUGGCCAAUGAAGCAUUAAUGGGUUCUGCUUAGUUAAACAAAUUGUGUUUCCUAAACUCGUGAACUUUGUUUUUGUGUAUAUAUGCAUAUAUAUAGAUUUUCUUUUAA
Messenger RNA from Musca vetustissima, 3398 nucleotides. Its product is annotated as protein diaphanous-like. Gene Ontology annotation, molecular function: small GTPase binding; actin binding; microtubule binding. Bases 54 to 3323 code for a protein of 1089 amino acids. Lineage: Eukaryota; Metazoa; Arthropoda; Insecta; Diptera; Muscidae. The record is from RefSeq and is a predicted model, not a curated record. The transcript has 5 exons. Gene Ontology annotation, cellular component: actin filament; cytoplasm. Gene Ontology annotation, biological process: actin filament polymerization; actin cytoskeleton organization.